Paramormyrops kingsleyae is the source of this 4112-nucleotide messenger RNA. RefSeq names its product hypermethylated in cancer 1 (gene hic1). The record is from RefSeq and is a predicted model, not a curated record. Gene Ontology annotation, cellular component: nucleus. Gene Ontology annotation, molecular function: protein binding; DNA-binding transcription factor activity, RNA polymerase II-specific. NCBI's taxonomy places the organism in Eukaryota, Metazoa, Chordata, Actinopteri, Osteoglossiformes, Mormyridae. Gene Ontology annotation, biological process: regulation of transcription by RNA polymerase II.
ACAGCAAUGAGUCGUAGAUUUAAAUGUGUAUUUAAUUUGCAAUGACGCGUUAAAGUUCCCCCGGCAUUGUUCUUUAAAAUGUCACACUUCAAAAGAAACAGCGAAACAAAUUAAUACAUGUAUUUUGGGGUAGCUUAACUUUUUUCGCAAAAAAAAAAAAAUUCUCUACAUCUCCACAAUUAAAGCCCCUCUUGCAUCCCUGUGAUAUACAAUACGAGGCCUGUCUCUUUAAGACGAAGCCACGAUGUGUUGCGAAGUUCAAGUUGGGGUCACAUCGAGUUCCUGCCCUCGGUUUUACCUUUUAGUUUUAUUAUAGACUGACAUCACACAGGGCGCUAAAAUACUUACGAGGCAUAGAAACCCCAUUAUCAUAUCCAAGCGCGUUAUACCUUCGAUACAAAAAUAGUUGAGGAAAUUACUAAAAUAAAAAAUAGAAGGAAACUGAUGCCGCACUAAGCACGUAUUUUAUAGGAGGUGGUGAGAAAGAAAGUGAGGGGAUUGUGAGAGAGCGCGAGAGAGAGAGAGAAGAAAGAGAGAGGAGGGACAAGAAGGGGAGGAGGGAGCGCGAGUAAAAAGAAAUUCAUAGCAAUUAAUAAUAAAAAGAGUUGGCAGUAGUGCUUGGAAAACUGGCAUGGAUUUUGGAGGCUGGCAGUUCAAAGUUGAAACGUCAGAAAUGACUCCAGUAGACUGUUGAGAUGAUCAUUAAGGGCGACUUAGAACGGAUGGUAGAAGAGUUCGGGCAUCCAGGUGGAGGUUUGAAGACGAUGCUGGAUGCCAUGGAAGCCCCCAGUCAUGCUAGACACCUCCUCCUGCAGCUCAACACGCAGCGCACCAAAGGCUUCCUCUGCGACGUCAUCAUCGUGGUGCAGAACGCCCUCUUCCGCGCCCACAAGAACAUCCUGGCCGCCAGCAGCCUCUACCUGAAGUCCCUGGUCGUCCACGACAACCUCAUCAACCUGGACCACGAGAUGGUGAGCCCGGGGGUCUUCCGGGUCAUCCUGGACUACAUCUACACGGGCCGGCUGGGGGAGGCCGAGCCAGGACCAGGGGCGGGCCCAGAGCCCAGCCUAGCGGCGGUGCUGGCUGCAGCUAGCUACCUGCAGCUGCUGGACUUGGUGGCACUAUGCAAAAAGAGGCUGAAGCGGACAGGCAAGUACCACCCGCGACCCGACCUGCUGCCCUAUGAGAAGAUGGGCCCCAGCCGAGAGGCGCGCUUCCGCUCCGCCACCCCAGUCAUCCAGGCCUGCAUCCCCGGGGGCGUGGCUGGCAGCCACCCCUCACGAGCAGCACCAGGGGACCCACUGGCCACUCAUGUGGGGGAGCUGUAUGCCCCUGCUACCUCUCAGGGCUCCCUGGCCUACUCGGGCCCACCUUCAGUUCUGGCGCUGCCCUUGGGUCUGCGUCCCCCCCGGCCAGAGAGGGGCUGCUCCCCCGACUAUGGCUUGGACCUUUCCAAGAAGAGCCCCACCCCUCAAGCCCAGCAGGUAGCUGCACACAUCCCUCACUCAGCCCUGCGGCGCGAUGAUGCCCGGGGGGGCGAGCUAAGUGGGCAUAACAGCCCCAGUGGCAUCAACGAGGAUGACUACCCCACAAAUGGAGACCCAGCCUUCCAGAUCAGGUUGGAGCCGGGCGACACCACGGGUGACCUGCGCGACCUGGCGUCACCCUCCUACCCCCACCUCAGCCAGCCAUUCGGCCCCCACCUACCCACUCUGCAGCGCUCCCUCUCACGCGGCAGCGAGUCCUACUUCUGCCCUACCACUCUCGAAAGCUGGGUGAAGCGUGAGCCUCCGGUUUUCGGGGUCGAGGAUGAGGAGGAGGGUGACGACGAAGAGGAAGACUCCAGCGGGGGGGCGGAGCUCCGAAACCGCCGCAAGACCGUCGAGGACAAGCUAGGCGUCGAUGAUAAGAGUGGCACAGCCAGCGAGGAGUCAGGCAGCAGUGAGGGCCACCCAUCUCCCCCCGGGGUCCUGGAGCGCUUCCACCCAGCAUAUGAGCCCGAGAGCUUCGGGGACAACCUGUAUGUGUGCAUCCCGUGUGACAAGGGCUUCCCCAGCUCCGAGCAGCUCAACGCCCACGUGGAGACGCACAAUGAGGAGGAUCUGAGUGGAGAGCCGGCCAGCAGCAACGGCAGCGGCGGAGGAGGAAACAUCAACAGCAACAAUGGCAGUGGGUGUCUGCCAUACCCAGAGGGCAAGAGCUGCUCGAGCCUGCCCGCUCUGGGGGAGACCAUGCGGCCGUACCGCUGCUCCUCCUGCGAGAAGUCGUACAAGGACCCGGCGACGCUGCGGCAGCACGAGAAGACGCACUGGCUGACGCGGCCGUACCCCUGCAGCAUCUGUGGGAAGAAGUUCACGCAGCGCGGCACCAUGACGCGCCACAUGCGCAGCCACCUGGGCCUCAAGCCGUUCGCCUGCGACGCCUGCGGCAUGCGCUUCACGCGGCAGUACCGCCUGACGGAGCACAUGCGCAUCCACUCCGGCGAGAAGCCCUACGAGUGCCAGGUGUGCGGCGGCAAGUUUGCCCAGCAGCGCAAUCUCAUCAGCCACAUGAAGAUGCACGGCGUGGGCGUGGGCAUGGGCGGCGCCGCUGACGGCAAGCUGAAGGUGGACUUCGGCGACGGCCUCUUCCCGCUGGGCCUGAAGCCAGAGGCCAUGGAGGGCCUCUUCCCGCUGUCCAAGCUGGCCGCCCAACACCUGGGGCUUACCCACGACAAGAUGGACGCCCUGGGCCAGACGCUGUCCCUGCAGCCGCAGCAGCUGGCCCCCGAUCUGCGCACCAUUGACCGCUACUCCCCCAGCUAAAGCCCGCUGCACCAUGAGGCCAGAGUUGCCGUGGCGAUGAAUUCUGACCUCUGGGUCACCACACAGCCCGCAAGACUUAAGAGGCCUAAAUGUAAAACACACAACCAAGCCAUGCAGACCUCUAAAAAAGUGCCUUUUAAAGGGAUAUUGUGCUAAUUUAUAUUCUUUUUUUUUUACCUAAGGAUUCACACAAUACAGUGUUUGAUUUUAAAAAGUACUAUUUUAGCUGUCGAGCCAAAACCGAAUAGAUUUUUUUUUUCUAUUUAACGUUCAGAAUCCAAAGACCAUGGGUAUAAAUAGCAUAUAUGCAUGGCAGCCGUGCCCUGGGUAUGCAGCAAUGCAAGUAUUAUGAAAGGACGGAAAAAGGCAGAGAAAUUCAUGGCUUCUUUGCUGAGGGAAGGAGGAACCUGAACAUGGGGGAAUAAUGGCAGCCGAUGGGAGUCUGCAGCAGAUGUAAACCUGAUGGAUUGUCAGAUAUUCCCUGUGAAAGUGGCUCUGCAGCUCUGCGGUUUCCGGCCCAGCCUUUGGACCCUGCUGGAGAUGGCUCACCCCAGCCGUUCGUUCAAGUGGCCUUCCUCCUCUGCGUUUCCUUCCAGACUGGGCAUGUUUGUGGAGCAGAGGCUUGAAUGUAAGGGCAGUAAUUAGCACCCACUCAUUCCUCCUAUAGGUCUCCACGGCAUUAGCAUGAGAUGCUAAGGGCUAUUUAUUGUCACUAUUGAAUACAGUUAUGCCCACGUGCCUUUGUACCGUCAGUAGGAAGAGUAGCAAUCCUUCAUGAAAGCCUUUGCCAAGCGGGAUGCUUUACCCCUGAGGUCAGUGUGAGGGCCACACAGAGAGCUGAAUCUGCCUUUAGGGGGCGCUGCACUGGGGUGGGCUUCCUCAAAAUGCCAUAAGGCAGAGACAGGGCCCAAACUGUUCUGUGCAGUGCUGAUACAGGCAGGGCUUCUGACUGUGGGUGCUAAUCGGUGCCCCCCCUCCCCCGUCUUUGAGGGCCUGCUAGUUGGACAGCACAGCUGGCCCAGAGCAGCGCUAAUUCCCCGUGAAAUCCCACACCCUGCCCAGCGGCUUGUGUCCACUGCUGGCCUCCGUCCUCAUUUCACGGGCCAAAUGCCUCCCACGUGCUGCUUUGGCUCGAAACGCAACACACACCCACGACCAUCCUCCGUCUAUUCUCCCCAACACACACACUCGACCAUCCUCCGUCUGUUCUCCCCAACACACACACUCGACCAUCCUCCGUCCAUUCUCCCCAACACACACACAAACGCGACCCUCCUCCGUCUAUUCUCCCCAACACACACGCGNCCA